AUGUCUCAAAAUUCGCAGCCUCGUGUCGAGGUCGCUGAGGUCUCGCGCCUCAUUGCGCAGAACCGAAACAUCGUCAUUCAUGAGGGACACGCCCUGGAUUUGACCACAUGGAUCAACAGGCAUCCCGGAGGAAGGCUUGCAAUACUGCACAUGGUGGGAAGAGACGCUACAGAUGAGAUGAACAUCUACCACUCCGCGAGGACUCUUCUGUGCAUGAAGCAGUUUCGCAUUGGUCGGAUACAAGAGCCCUGGACGAACCUCGACCCGCCGAUCCGAUCGCCCGACUUUUAUACAAAGGAAGCGCUACGCAAACAAGAAGCAAAGAAGGGGGAUAAGGAGAGCCUGGAGCGGAGAAGGCGAAGCCGAACGAGUGUCGACCUAAGCUCCGUGGGUCUACUCCAUAACAGCACCACGGUUUCUCGUGCGUGUGCUGCCGCAGUUGUCAUUCACAAGAAGCUGAACCAGACACCUUGCACACGGAGAGCAAUUCCAAUUGUCGGGGUCGACCUAGAAUCACAGCCCCAACCUCGCACACCAAUCGUAUCGGUCGCCACCGUAUCAGCCAAUGUCGACAGCCCUGAUGAAGCAGUCGCAGCACGCGAGCGAUAUGCUACCGAGCUAGAGAAGAAGGAAAUUGAGGAUGGCCUGCGUGACAACCCUUCCGUCGACUUCGAUACCCAGCGAGCUAUUGCUUUGGAAUAUCGUGCGCUACAUCAGCAGAUCAAAGACCAAGGCCUAUACGCAUGUCGCUUUAGCGAGUAUGGCAAGGAGAGCAUUCGCUACGGUGUUCUCUUCGCAGCGUUCCUCUACCUCCUCCACAUUGAAUGGUACCUUACAUCUGCCAUCGCGCUGGGGCUGUUCUGGCAACAAAUCAUGUUCACCGCCCACGACGCUGCCCACUGCGGAAUCACCGCCAAUUUCACCGUGGACACACUGAUUGGUGCGUUCAUCGCAGAUUUCUGCUGUGGGCUCAGCAUCGGCUGGUGGAAGUCUUCCCACAACGUACACCAUCUCAUCACGAACGACCCUGUGCACGACCCGGACAUCCAGAACACACCGCUCUUCUCGAACUCCCCUACUUUCAUGAAGUCGGUGCUCAGUUCAUUUUACAACUUCCGAUUCGUGUGGGAUGGCGCUGCUGAUGUGCUGAUCCCGUACCAAAAGUACACGUACUACCCGGUGAUGGCCUUGGCGAGGUUCAACCUGUACAUGCUCUCAUGGCUGCACUUGGUGAGCCCACGAGCCGCGCAAUUAGGAGCAGCAUGGUGGACACGCCCGGUGGAGAUUGCAUUUAUGGCGUGCUACUGGUACAUUUUUGGAUACUGCCUUGUCUGGAGCACGCUUCCCGACUGGCCCACACGCGUGGCGUUUGUGCUGGUUUCCCACAUGGUUACCAUGAUUCUACACGUCCAAAUUACGCUUUCCCAUUGGGGCAUGCCCACUUCGGACCUUGGAUCCACUGAAUCCUUCGCGCAGCGCCAACUACGCACAACGAUGGACGUCGACUGCCCUGCCUGGUUGGACUGGUUCCACGGAGGCCUGCAGUUCCAAGCUGUGCACCACCUUUUCCCUAGAGUUCCUCGACACAACCUCCGACAAGCGCAGAGCUUGGUGCGCAACUUCUGCGAUAAGACACAGCUUAGAUAUCAGUGCUAUGGCUUUGUGGAUGGCAAUAAGAUUGUGCUGAGCCGGCUGGAGGAGGUAGCCAAAAUGGUCACGACUCUGGUGGACUGCCAGAAGCAUAUGAUUGAGACGGGAGAAAGUGGUCUGCAUUAG
Molecule: messenger RNA, 1776 nt
Organism: Paraphaeosphaeria sporulosa
Lineage: Eukaryota; Fungi; Ascomycota; Dothideomycetes; Pleosporales; Didymosphaeriaceae
Product: delta 8-(E)-sphingolipid desaturase
Exons: 4
Coding region: 1-1776 (591 amino acids)
Biological process (GO): lipid metabolic process
Cellular component (GO): membrane
Molecular function (GO): oxidoreductase activity, acting on paired donors, with oxidation of a pair of donors resulting in the reduction of molecular oxygen to two molecules of water
Source: RefSeq, a predicted model, not a curated record